This is a messenger RNA of Saprolegnia diclina VS20, 1571 nucleotides long. RefSeq lists its product as hypothetical. The record is from RefSeq and is a predicted model, not a curated record. The transcript has a single exon. Gene Ontology annotation, biological process: activation of GTPase activity; nucleocytoplasmic transport. Gene Ontology annotation, cellular component: cytosol; perinuclear region of cytoplasm; nucleus. Bases 25 to 1506 code for a protein of 493 amino acids. NCBI's taxonomy places the organism in Eukaryota, Oomycota, Saprolegniomycetes, Saprolegniales, Saprolegniaceae. Gene Ontology annotation, molecular function: small GTPase binding; GTPase activator activity.
CGUUGACAGAUCAUUUGCCAGAAAAUGACGGCAGGACGACCUCGGCGCGUACCCGACGGCCUCCUCCAGCCCGGCCUCCUCGAGGCGAUGGCGUCCUGGAUCCAGAAGCCAGUGGAUUUUGAGACGUUCCUCGAUGCAACUCCGCCGUCGCUCUGGUCGCCGGCGAUGGCGGCGUGGCGAGUGCUGCAAGCCAACGAUCACAUGCAGCUCCGAUGGCCCUCGAUCACGUUGAACGUGGAAGAGCUUUCGACCGACGAGCGGCGCGCGCUGAGCCAAGUCAUGUCGCUCCAGCCCUCCAUGUGCCUCGCGGACGCUGUCUCUGACGUGAGCGAGCUGGCUGCGCUCGUGCCCUACAUUGGCUCGACGAUCCAAGUCCUCGCGGUUUGCAUCGACGUGCGCAAGCUACAUCCUGGCGACGGUCGAGCGCUUGUCGACCUCGUACGCCGCUGCUCGUCCCUCCAGGAAUUGGCCCUGCACAUGGAAGGACAAGUGGCAGGCGACGAACCCGAACUGGACGCAUUUUUUCACGCUAUGGUCCACCCGACAGUGCGCGAGCUCAACUUGAGCCUUCGAAACUCGCCGCCGCCGGCGUGCCUAGGUCAUCUCGUGGCGCAGUGGCUGCGGCUAGGACGCGCCAGAACGCUCCAACUCUCACAUAUCACGGCCAUGCCCGCGCUCGUCGCGGAAGCGCUCUGCGACGCCCUACAAGCCAGUACGACGCUGCAAACACUCGAGCUUGAAGCCGUCGAAGGGCUUGACGGCUUCCGAGGCCGCCGACUGCCCUUGAGUCUUCGUCACUUGCUUUGGGACGACGAGCACUUUAGCGAAGACGCACCCGAGGAAGACGAUGCGCCGAGCGAUGCGGCACUCGACCACCUCGCCCAAGCGCUCCAGCAUACGCGUGUCCAACGCCUAAGCUACCAGUUCGUUGGCGAGCUCGCGUCGCGGCCUUUGGUAUGGCCAAUGCUCGCACAACUGACGACGCUGCAGCUCUCGGUCGAAGGGAUGGACACGGACCGAUGGUCGGCGUUGCUUUCGGGUCUGGCCCACCUACGUUCGUUGCGGCAUCUGUCGCUCACCCCCAACUACUUGGGCGCGCGACGGCUCCGAGGACUCCUCACAGCGUUGACGCAGUGUCCGUGCCUCGAAUCGCUCAACAUUCGCACCAACCUCUUGGACGGUGCGGCCAUGACUGCGCUUUUGGUCGCGGUACCACAGCUUAUGUCCCUACGCGAGCUCGAUGCCUCGCACGGCGUCGGCGCGUGGUCGUUGAUGCACAUGGACAACGUUGUACAUCACCUCGUGGCUGCUGGCCGCCAGCUGCACUCGCUUGUGCUCUCACCGGCUCGCGAGAGCAACAUUGACAGACAGAAUAAGCAGCGCGUGUUGUCUGCGCUGGAGCGGGCGGAGGACCAGCCAUUCUACAUGCUCGAGCCGAAUGCACGGCCCGCGUUUGAGCUCUUGCGCUCCGAAGACAAAGCGACGCGCUGCCACUUGAUGUUGUGAGUGUCGCCGAAUGUAAGCAGGUGAAUUGAAUACUAUCACUGGUGCACAUGACGUAAUGUCUGCCA